Molecule: messenger RNA, 1854 nt
Organism: Closterium sp. Naga37s-1
Lineage: Eukaryota; Viridiplantae; Streptophyta; Zygnematophyceae; Desmidiales; Closteriaceae
Source: the annotation of a GenBank genome assembly
AUGGGGAGCGCAAGAGGUUUCGACGUCGUUAAGGGUUAUGUGGACACGGAUUACGGCCAGAUUCACUUUCGCAGAUGCGGACAAGGCAUGCCGUCCGUGCUGCUCCUGCAUGCCGCCCCGCAAUCCUCCUCCAUGUUCUCCUCCGCGCUCAAGCGCUUUGCCGCCCGGGGGCUGCACGCCGUGGCCGUCGAUCUACCCAACUGCGGCGAAUCCAGCCGUUCGUCCGUGGAGCUGACGAUCGCUGACGUGGCGGAGAUCGUGCUGCAGGCGAUCCAAGGGCUGAGAUUCACCAGCACCAUCGACCUGAUUGGACACCAAACAGGAGCGACAGUGGCGCUGCAAAUCGCGUCAGACCUCCCCCAGGUGGUGCGGCGAGUGGUGCUGUGGGGCGUGCCCAUGCUGGGCUUCAUGGAGCGAGGGGACGUGCUGAGGGAAGAGCCUCCCGAUUAUGACGGGGACUUGGAAGGCACUGUGGCGACCUUUUUGGAAAAGAGAUACCCGUACCCCGUGCCCUGGCAGCUCAAGGUACGCACACUCAUAGACAUGCUACAGACGUAUGAACGCCGCCCCUGGCUGACUCGAGCCAUGGCAGUGGUCGACCACGCCGCCCUGCUCGGCUCGCUCCCCAUGCCCGUGCUCUGCCUGCUGCUGUGUCUGACAUCCCCCCUGCCCACCUUCUUCCCAUCCCCCUGCCCCCACCAGGUGCGCACACUCAUAGACAUGCUACAGACAUAUGAACGCCGCCCCUGGCUGACCCGAGCCAUGGCGGUGGUCGACCACGCCGCCCUCCUCAGCUCCCUCCCCAUGCCCGUGCUCUGCCUGGCCGGCGACAGCGAGCCGUAUCAGAAAGCGACGAUGAAAGCCGCCCUGCUGUGCAAGAACGGCAAGUACGUGAACCUGGGCUCGGCCGGCAGCGACGUGGUAGAUGAAAUCCCCGAUGAUUACGUGGCAGAGGUUCUGGGUUUUCUCCUGGAGCCAGAUGUAGAUGGGGGUGUGGGGGCAGGGGGAGCGGGGGGAGGGUCGGGGAGAGUGGGGGGCGGAGUGGGGAGGGUGGGGGCGCUGGGGGGAGCGGCGCAGGGGGAGCGGGCGAGCUGGUCGAUUCAGAGUGAGGUGGUGGCGCAGGAUGGGGGGAGGAAGAUGUCUGCUGCUGCUGGCGUGGGGGGAGGCUGCGGGGGAGGAGUGGGGGGGAAUCAAGCACUACGGCAAGGAUCGUUGCCGAGUAAUCUAGGGGGAGGAGCGGGAGGAGGGGUGGGAGGAGGGGUGGGAGGAGGGGGAGGGGGGGGAGGGGGAGGAGGAGCAGGUGUGGAUGGCGGCCAGUCGCCGAGGGGGGAGGGGGAUGAGAGGCGGUCGUCAAGUGAGAAGAAGCGAGGGCUGCUCAAGGGGCUGUUUAGAGGGAAGAGCGGGCUGCAGCAGCAGGGAUGGGAGGCAGAUGGGAGGCAGAUGGGAGGCAGAUGGGAGGCAGAUGGGAGGCAGAUGGGAGGCAGAUGGGAGGCAGAUGGGAGGCAGAUGGGAGGCAGAUGGGAGGCAGAUGGGAGGCAGAUGGGAGGCAGAUGGGAGGCAGAUGGGAGCCAAAUGGGAGGCAGAUGGGAGGCAGAUGGGAGGCAGAUGGGAGGCAGAUGGGAGGCAGAUGGGAGGCAGAUGGGAGGCAGAUGGGAGGCAGAUGGGAGGCAGAUGGGAGGCAGAUGGGAGGCAGAUGGGAGGCAGAUGGGAGGCAGAUGGGAGGCAGAUGGGAGGCAGAUGGGAGCCAAAUGGGAGGCAGAUGGGAGGCAGAUGGGAGGCAAAUGGGAGGCAGAUGGGAGGCAGAUGGGAGGCAGAUGGGAGGCAGAUGGGAGGCAGAUGGUCACUGCGAUGUGA